This is a messenger RNA of Notechis scutatus (mainland tiger snake), 5727 nucleotides long. RefSeq names its product BRCA1 DNA repair associated (gene BRCA1). Gene Ontology annotation, molecular function: ubiquitin-protein transferase activity. Lineage: Eukaryota; Metazoa; Chordata; Lepidosauria; Squamata; Elapidae. The record is from RefSeq and is a predicted model, not a curated record. Gene Ontology annotation, cellular component: BRCA1-BARD1 complex; BRCA1-A complex. Gene Ontology annotation, biological process: positive regulation of transcription by RNA polymerase II; double-strand break repair via homologous recombination.
GGGAAGAGCUUGGAGAAGGUGCAGAACUUAAGCGAAGGAAAGCAGCGUUUAGUGUAUACCUAUGGAUUUGCCUGUUCCAAAUGUUGGUGAAGUUCAUGAGCUGCUGCUAGCUUUGCAAGAUACUUUGGAAUGUCCAAUCUGUCUGGAGGUGAUAAAAGAACCAGUCUCAACAAACUGCGCUCAUAUCUUUUGCAGGUUCUGUAUGUUGAAAUUGCUUAGGCAUAAGAACGGUGCAACACACUGUCCACUUUGUUAUGGCAAAGUCUCUAAAAGAAGUCUGAGAGACAAUAUCUAUCUUAAGGAAGUAAGCAAACGAAUUUUAAACAUCAUCCGUGCUUUUGAGUGCGAUACUGGAUUGGAGUUUUCAGAUAAUUUGGUUUAUCCCAAGAAAGGGAUGGAAACUGUUUCUGCUUCAUCCCCAUGUAAAGAGCAACUGAUUAUUAACAGUAAGGGAUAUAGAGAUAGAUCAAAAUAUAUGAAGAAUGAAGAAAAGAGAAAUACUGAAUCGGCGGAUGACCCCAUCUUGCCACAGUACAGUGGAAAUGAAACAAAAAACUUCAGAAUACUCAGAAAGAAAAGAGAUUCUAGUAAAAAUAUGAUUUUGGAAAUUGAUAAGGAGCACAGUUCAGUCUCAUCUGAAGAUAUCUUUCAGAAAGAGAACAUAGUCAGCUGCAUGGAUUUUGAAAGUUCUUCCUCAUCUCAAGUUGACAAAGACCGUAUUAUGACUCGGAAUCAAAGCUCUUCCCACAUGGAGCAUUGUGAACCAAGUGCCAAAAAUGAAGCAUCCUUAAAUAUAGAUAUAUGUGGAGCCUUAGAAGGGAGAAAACUAAGAAGCAGAGAUGAUACCAAAAUUAUCAAUGAAAACUUAGAAAUUGUUGAGGGAAAUGUGAUUGUCAAACAGCAACAGGAUGUAUCUUUUCUAGAUUCCUGCAUGGAACAACCUGGUUUUAGUUACCUACAGGAUGAUAGAUCUUCCUCUUUCUGCAGGACAACACAAGUACAAUUGGCUGGUGAAGCCAUGAAUAUGAGUACAAAUGAACAGAUAGAUAAUGGACAAAAAACUCUCAUUGACCAAUCUGCUGGAAAUUUAUCAGUUGUAUGUGAAAAUAAGGAAUGCCAGUUACAGUCCCAGACUAUGCCUGACAUCUGUCUGAAUAAAAGUUCUGGGGGGGAAAUGAUACAGAGCAUGAAUAAAGUCAAUGAGUGGUUUUCUAAAAGCAAGGAGAUCCUUUCUUUUGAUUCACUGGUGAAUGGUUGCAGUAAAGAGCUUCCUUCAGAUUCAGAUUCCUCAGAUUCUGAGAUUUGUCAACCACAGAGAAAAAUAUUAAUACCAAAGAGUCAGGCAAUAUUAGAUUUCGAUGUUUUUCUUAGACAGAACAUGAAAUUAAGCAACAAGGAAUCGGUUAGAAAAAGAAAAGACCCUGUUUUGGAAAAUAGUGAUCAAAUCUUUGCUGUUGUUAAAAAAUCCCCAGCAGAACAACCGGAAGCUGCUUUUUCAAAAAUAGCCUGUGUUGAGGGAGCAGAAUCCAUGUUGAAAGGAGAUGGAGACACACAAGCUCAGAGUGAAUGCCACACGUUACCAGAAUUAAAUCUAACUGAUACGGAAAAAAAAAGUAAUUAUUUUAACAAGAAAAGUAAAAAAUUAAUCAAACCACUUGGUAAUCUGCAGGUGUUGAAUGAGAGCCCUAUGCUAUCUGAGGAGACCAAGGAAGAAUUAGAUAUUAAGGAGCUAAGAAAAAUAAAUCAAGACCAGAUGCUAGUCAGAGGGAAGAAGAAGCUUCUGUUCAUAGAAGAAGACAGGAGACAAAGUGAACCAACUAAGAGAAAAAGAAAUGUAGAUGAGAGAGAGGCGAAACAAUCCAUUUCUCUUUCAGAAACAAUGCCAUCUUACUCUGCAACAGAAGAUGAUUCCUGUGACAUGCAGGGCAAUCUGAAGAAAGCAAAGUCUUAUUCAGAUACCACCAUGAUUGAUAAGCUGCACCUAUGUAAUGUAGACAUGGCUCAUGUUAACUAUGAAAAGUUUCCUCAUGUAACUAGAAUUGUAAAAGACAUUCUGAAUACUGAAGAAACUGCAAAGAGCCACAAUGCAGAUUCCCAAGACAGGAGCUCACUCUUGCAGUUUCAUCCUGGAAAGGCAGAACAAGCAGUUUCCAAGGAUGAACCAGUCAUGGUGAAUCAACUGGAAAAAUAUACAGUGUGUUCUGAAAUAAUACAGAGUGAUGGGAUUUGUACAGAUAAUUGCAAGUCCCCUGAAACUAACAAAAAAGCUAAAGGGAGUUGUGAAUUGAAUCUGGAAAUUGAUGAGAGUGAACUAGAUAUAGGCUUCAUGAAGAAUAUAUUUGACAGCGGCAAACGCCAGUUAUUGCUAUGUCCGAGUCCAGUAAAGGAAUUGGCUGCGGAUAUUAAAUAUUUGCAAGGGCUAAGCCCUGACAAAGGGGAUAAAGAUGGAACACAUGAAGAGAAAUGUGAUGUUUCUUGUGAGGAGAAUAAAAGUACCUCUGUCCAAACACCAACAUUUUCUACGUCCAGUUUUUCUGAACAUAAAAAUGAAUACCUUCAGUUUGCCUUGCAAGUUCCAUUUCCUGACUGUCCAUCAAUUUCUCUACAAUCAGUUACCAGAAAUGAAGAAGAUGGAUGUCAACCAGAAAGUAAAAAGACAAGGGAUGAACAGAGACAGUCUCCAGGGUUAGAGGAAACUGAAAGUUCAGAUGAUUGUACUGAAAGUUUGAAUGUCUGGAAAAAUAGCAAUUUGCAUGAUUCAGGUUUCAACCAUAUUAAUAGGAGUAGUUCUGGUUCAGUUCAUUUUCAAGAUGCAAAAUCCAAAGAUACUGAAAACAAAAAAAUGGAACUGAAUCCUCAGACAGAAUUAAUGCAGCAACAUUCUUUAACUUCUCUACCAUUGUUACCCGGAUUCAUCCAUGCUGACAAGGAUGUCAUGGAAGAAAAACAACUGAACAGUGACACAGAAAAAGCUGUUGAUGUUUCUAGAACUGGUGAGAUUAAGAAUGCGAUUCCCCAACCAAAUUUAGAAUGUUCUGCGAAAGAGUAUCAGCAUCUUGAACUGUUGUCAGACACACCAGACAACUUGCUGGACCCACCUACCAAAAAUAUAAAAGGUUCACCAAACCUUUGGGAUAAGAAUGACAUUUUGGCUAUCCCUGCUAAAAUAGACAAGCAAAUGAUGAAUGGAACAGAUCUGGAUAGCAAAAACAAAUGCAACCCCAUGUUGAAGAGUCAGGACUUUAUUUUGGCUUACCCGAAAUUCCUAGAGAAGCUGCCCUCCUCAGAAGAGGAUUCCAGUGAAGAUGAAAAGUUUUCUUGUUUUCAGGCACUAAUGAAUGUGCAAAGCACACAAUCACACUCAGUAAAAGAGAAGGAGAUACCACUAAAGGUGUUAACAUCCAACAGCAGCAGCAGAAGUGGUUUUAAAUACAAGAAAGUGGAUAUCUGCCAAAGCCAGGAAUCAGAUUUGUCUGUGAAUUUAUUUUCCUCUCAAUCAAAUGUAUCUAUGGUCUCUGGCAAGGCUUGUAAUUCAGAGGAUUUAAUCUCAUUCUCUAAUUCCAAAGAGAAAUUGCCCAGUCUCAGUGGGAAUAACAAAGACAUUUCACCUAGUGAUGAAGUCUCUAUAGAUAAUGAGCAACUAGAAUGUGGGCAAGAAGAAUAUGCGCAUUCAGAAUCCAAUUCAGGUGAAGAGAUGACGCCCUAUGCCAGUGAAGCAACCCCUCUGGAAGAUUCACUAGGUCCGUUCUCCCAGAGUGAAAUUCUCACCACACAGCAAAGGGAUGCUAUGCAAAAUAAUUUAAAGCAACUGCAGCAGAAGAUGGCUAUCAUUGAAGCUGCCCUCAAAGAGGGAAGCCAGAAUGUUGACCCUGUAGGAUGGUCACUGGAAAGAGAGGAAGAUGAUUUCCAAAGAGACCAGAUAGAAACAAGCAAGGAAAUGCACACUUUAUUGAAAAAAACAGUUUCUUCCUUGGCACAUAUCACCUACUGUAGCACAAAGCAAAGGAAUAAAAAGAGACAACUUCUGAUUAGAAAGCAAAACAUGUCUCUGGUGGCAUCUGGUUUAAACCAGAGUGAAUUGAAACUAGUACGUAAAUUUGCCAAGAAAACUGAGAGCACUUGGUGUAAUAAAAUUACUGAAAAAACAACCCAUGUAAUAAUGAAAACAGAUGAGGAUCUGGUCUGUGAGAGAACCCUGAAAUACUUUACAGGUAUUGCUGCACAAAAAUGGAUAUUGAGCUACCAGUGGAUUAUUCAUUCAUUCGAAGCAGGAAGAGUUCUUAACGAGGAAGAUUUUGAAGUGAGAGGAGAUGUAAUCAAUGGGAGAAACCAUCAAGGACCUAAAAGAGCAAGAGAAUCACCUGUUGGAAAGCUUUUCCAAGGAUUGGAGAUUUGUUGCUAUGGACCAUUCACUGACAUGCUCCCAGAACAACUGGAAUGGAUUGUAGAACUCUGUGGCGCCUCCCUUGUGAAGGAACCUCACUUAUUUACAAAUGCAACAAACUCCACUGCUGUGAUAGUUGUUCAGCCUGAUGCAUGGACAGAAGAAAGCACCUGCCAAGAGCUCCCCCUGCAAUGCAGCAUUGCUGUAGUUUCACGUGAGUGGGUGCUGGACAGUGUUGCCUGCUAUCAGUGCCAGCCAUUCAAUGACUACAUCAUUCCACAGGAACUAUCUUCCAUGUCUGAAUAAUAAAGCUCUUGUAGCAUGAAUUACGGUUUCCAAUGGGUUUCUCACCUGCACUGAUAAGUUUUGGGAACUGGAGAAGUAUCUAGCCUGAUGAAUUGUGGUGUCUUCCAUGAAGUUUCAAAUCCAGGAGCAAUCUCUAAUUUAUGCAUUUAUUUUCUUUAAUUUAUCUAUUGCUUGUCAUGCUUUCAUGUCAUGUGUUUCCAAGUGGUGUACAAAAUCUGCAUAGCUUUUGUACAACUUAGUUAUAGUUAAAAAGUAAUAGUUGAAAUAAUAAAAUAUGUAGCCCACAUUAAAGACUGGCAAUAAAAGGCAGAAGACUACCACCCUGAAAUUUUAUUGAAUAAAAAGUUUUCACAAUCAGAUUCGUGCAUAUUUUAUUUGUAAUUGGAUAUUUUCCUCAGAGGACUGAUUGCUUUGGACCUUCUGUUUCCAUAGUGCCAAUCUCAAGCUCAGGAUCUAGUUUUUGCUUCUCUGUUGAGGUGCAGGUGAUGUUGACUGAACAUGCUCUUCCAUGUCCUAGUUGCUACUCAAGAAGAGACUACCCUGAGGCAAUUUAUCAAUAUCACACAAAAGGAAUGCCUCUUACAAGUAACUGCAUGUGAAAGCAUUGUUUAAAACAAUGUUGUUUUAAGGUUAUGCUUUUCUGUAUACAAAUUCUAAAUUAGCUAAUCAACUGAAAUAAAGUUUUCUGGAAGUGAGUCAGACAAAAGCCUUAAGAAACCUAGGAUUCAGCAAAAUUGAGUGUACUGUAGGUAUAUGGCGUUUGAGUAUCUGAUUGGGAAUUUGUAAGACUAGUACUAUGAAAAAUCUGGUUUAAAAUGUUUCAUUUAGUUCACUUUUCCCCACAAGCUUCCUAAGUUUAAAUCCCUAUAUUUAAAGGUCCUUAAUAGCUCUUAUUCACUGUAUUGCCAUUCCUAAAAUAUUUUGUAAUACAUAUUACAAGUACAGUUAUUCAUAAAGUCUUUUAUUAAGGCAAAAUGAUACGAUAAAGUGGUCUUUUUUAAAACGUAAAAUAGCUCUUUCAUUGAUGGAUUUCUCUA